Thecamonas trahens ATCC 50062 is the source of this 712-nucleotide messenger RNA. RefSeq lists its product as uncharacterized. The transcript has a single exon. The record is from RefSeq and is a predicted model, not a curated record. Bases 1 to 648 code for a protein of 215 amino acids. NCBI's taxonomy places the organism in Eukaryota, Apusomonadida, Apusomonadidae.
AUGGAAGGCACAUGGGGUGUCCGCUCUCCGUGCGGCCUCCACCCGCAGCCGCCGCUGUACACCCUCGGCGCCGCCACCCGGUCGUCACCGCGUCCGCCAACCCGCCGUGGGCCGCUUGACACGCAGGCUGGCCCAGACUCGCCGUCUGCACCUCGCGCCAAGGUCGAUGUGGACGUGGAUGGGUAUGGUGAUGGCGCUGGUGCUGGCGCUGGCGUGGAAGCGGUCGACGAGCAUGCUGGUCCGUCGGUGCGGUACGGGCCCGGGCGCGGACAGCCGCUGCGGCGGUACGUACCGCGGGCCACACCGGCACAGAUGGUGGCGACGGCGGUGGCCGAGGAGCAGGCCAACGCGGCGGUGGACGAGGCGGCGCUGGUGGCAUCGUCGCUCGAAGCUGCUGCCAUCUCGGGCUUCUCAUCGCAAGCCGAGCUGGCCGAGACCAUCCGCAAACCAUCGCGCCCGCUCCGCUCGCCGUACCAGCGCUCGGCCGUCCCGGUCACCACCAACGAGCAGUACGGCUGGGAGGAAGCCGAUCGCCUCUCGGGCCUCUACGACGACACCUCGCGGUAUCCGGUCCGCCGCUCCGACGAGUCCAAGUUCUUUGACCAGUUCUACGGCCACGGCUUCGGCGCCGUCCUCUGCACCCGGUAGUGAGCGAUGCCGAUGCCGGGCUUGCCGAAAAGCGGCGCGCCAGUAACAUGCAUGCAGGUCUAGA